This is a messenger RNA of Coccinella septempunctata (seven-spotted ladybird), 1004 nucleotides long. RefSeq names its product UDP-N-acetylglucosamine transferase subunit ALG14 homolog (gene Alg14). The transcript has a single exon. Gene Ontology annotation, cellular component: UDP-N-acetylglucosamine transferase complex. Bases 200 to 856 code for a protein of 218 amino acids. Gene Ontology annotation, biological process: dolichol-linked oligosaccharide biosynthetic process. The record is from RefSeq and is a predicted model, not a curated record. NCBI's taxonomy places the organism in Eukaryota, Metazoa, Arthropoda, Insecta, Coleoptera, Coccinellidae.
CAAGACAGCAGGUAGGAUUAAAAUAAAUAAAAGGAAAAAAAAGUAAAUCAGGCAGGAAACUGGUUCUAAUCUCUUAAGAAAUAGUUUGCAUACCAUGUUCGCACUAAUUGACGUUCGAAUUGUGUCAAAUGUAGGCGAAUUUUAGGAGUAGUAUUGAUCUUUUGUGAUCUAAACACCCUUAAAAAUUGAAUUAUUUACCAUGGAUCCUCAGCUAUUCUGGGAACUGUCCUUGUUAGGGGUUCUCCUGGUCAUUACUAGGGUCCUCUAUUUGGUUUUCCAAAUAACGACCGGUAAUACACGAUGUAGCAACAUAUUUGGAAGAUCAAAUUGUAAAACAAUGAUUUUUAUCGGCUCUGGGGGACACACAACUGAAAUGCUGAAGCUGCUUAAAGGUGUCGACUUUUCCAAGUUCAAGCCUCGAUUCUACGUGAUGGCAAACACCGAUCAGAGGAGCUACGACAAAGUAGUGAAUUUUGAGAAGGAAAAAGGAGACAGCAAAGACUUUUCAAUAAUCAGAGUACCGAGAAGUCGAGAAGUGCACCAAUCGUAUUUAACAUCGAUUGUUACAACUUUAUACUCGAUUUUAUACUCGGUUCCAGUUGUCUUAAAAACGAGACCGGAUAUCGUCAUAUGUAACGGACCUGGUAGCUGUGUACCGAUAUGUUUCGUUUGCUUUUUACUGAAAUGUUUGUUCAUUAAGAACAUACAAAUAGUGUUUGUUGAGAGCUAUUGUCGCGUGAAAACCUUUUCUUUAACUGGUAAAAUCAUGGCUUAUAUGGCCGAUAAUUUUCUGGUGCAUUGGUUAGAGUUACGGCACAAAAUGAGGAGGACUGAAUAUAUUGGAAGACUUAUGUAAACUUAAUGUAUAAUUUUACUUUACCAAACUAGUAUGUAUAUGUAGAUGGACUGGAUCUCUUUGCUGUGUAACCUUAGUUGAACUUGCUAUUCUUGGAAGUUUUGUAAUUUAAGGUGUUUAGGAGUUUUGAGUAAACAAGUAGCUUUAU